Meleagris gallopavo (turkey) is the source of this 1723-nucleotide messenger RNA. RefSeq names its product solute carrier family 35 member A4 (gene SLC35A4). Gene Ontology annotation, cellular component: Golgi membrane. The record is from RefSeq and is a predicted model, not a curated record. NCBI's taxonomy places the organism in Eukaryota, Metazoa, Chordata, Aves, Galliformes, Phasianidae. Gene Ontology annotation, molecular function: pyrimidine nucleotide-sugar transmembrane transporter activity. Gene Ontology annotation, biological process: pyrimidine nucleotide-sugar transmembrane transport.
CCAGCCCUGGCCCUUCGUGCCGCAGCCCGGAGAUGGCUGUGUUUGGGAAAGCCGCCGGCGCCGCGCUCAGCCCUUCGCAGCGCGGGCUCUGGGGGCUGAUGCUGCUCUCCUCUGUGGCCAUAUACGGCUCCCACGCUCCGCUCCUCACCCUGUGCAAGGUGGACGGCGCGAUCCCCUUCAGCUCCUCGGCCGUGGUGGUUCUCAUCGAGCUGACGAAGCUGGUGCUCUCCCUGCUCUUCCUGCUCACCUGGGACCGGCAGCUGCUCGGGGCCGCGGUGUCCUGGCGCCACGUCGCUCCCUUCGCCCUUUCAGCCCUGCUCUACGCUGCAAACAACAACCUCGUGGUUCACAUGCAGCUCUUCAUGGAUCCCAGCACCUACCAGAUCCUGAGUAACUUGAAGAUCGUCAGCACCGCGCUCCUCUACAGCCUCUUCCUGCGCCAGAGGCUCCGUGUGCGCCAGUGGCUGGCGCUCUGCCUGCUGAUGGCUGCCGGGGUGAGCUACAGCUGUGGGGGUUUGCGGGACCCACGGGGCUCUGGCAGCCCCUCUGCCAUGCAGCUGCACGUCACGCUGGUGGGCUUGUUGCUGAUCUCAGUGUACUGCCUGAUAUCGGGCUUGUCUGCUGUCUACACGGAAGCUAUCCUGAAAACCCAGGUGCUGCCCCUCAACCUUCAGAACCUCUUCCUUUAUUUCUUUGGGGUCCUGGUCAAUUUGGUCGGCCACUUCUGGAGCAGCACAGAGAGAGGUUUUCUGGAGGGCUUUUCCUUCUGGGUGCUGGUGAUUGUGGUCAGCCAGGCCUUGAACGGCUUGAUUAUGUCCGUGGUCAUGAAGCACAGCAGUAACAUCACCAGGCUCUUUGUGAUCUCCUGCUCCAUCCUGGUCAACGCUUUGCUGUCUGUCGCCCUCUUUAACCUGCAGCUCACCCUCCUCUUUUUCAUUGCUGUCUCGUGCAUCGGCCUCGCUGUUCACUUGUACUAUGGGGUGACGUAGCUGUGGCCUCCCUGCCCUGCGUGCACCAGGGCAGCCCUUAGCUGUUACUCAGGGGUGUUCCUUGUCUGUGCUGGGCCUGGUGUGGGGCACAGUGGUGCCUCCCUGCCUUUUUGCUCACAGGAGGAGGCAGGGUGGCCCAGUGUGAGUCUCUGCUGCCCUAAAGCAAAUGCACUUUGGGAGGGCUUUACUCAGCGUACCUCUGCUCAGUAAAAGGGGAGAGUGCCCUCCCUGGGCCAGGCCUCAUGCUUCUUUAUCCCACACCUUCUUUAUCCAGUAGUCCCAGGCUCUAGAGUGGAUCCUGAGCCUCUUCUCGUACGGUACGUCACACUUCUGCUGUUUCCCCAUCUUCUGCACAUCAAAGCGCACAUCUAUCCCCUGUGCCAGUAAAACUGCUGCAGGGUUAGCCCUGGUGUGCUGCUCGUGAGCAUGUGGCCAACUCUGCUGCCAGGAGAGCCCUGCACCACGGCUGGGGGUUUCUCCCACCCUUCCUCUGCAGUAUUCCACCCCAGUCCUCAGCCCAGCCCCUGGCUGGAGGUCUGGUAUCCUUGGGCCCCAUUUGCCUGUCCUGGGCAUGACGUUGCUGUCUACCUCUGUAGACAGAGAUUAUAAGGGGAGUCUUAUGUGCUCUACAAAGAGGAAACAGCACCUGAAUUUGUACAAGUGUGGUGUGGAAUUCCUGGUGGGCGGAAGUCACUGCUGACUCUGGUACAGUUAUUAAAGCUGUAGUUUAACGA